ACAGAAGGUGAAUAAUGCAGAUGAAGUCAAAGAAUGUAGAUCUAAUAGCUUUUUUACCUACCCAACCUGAACAAAUGGAUCUAAAAAAAAUAUCAGGGCAAUAUAAGAUUUUAUAAUCAUUCGAGCAGAGAAACGAGUGAUGAUCUGCGAUUGCCAAUGCCUGUUUCGGAUGUCAUGCACUAAAAAGCGCAAGGCUCUUACACCAAUUUUCUUGCGAGAACUGAGUUACACACUACACGACUACACGUUACUGGCACAGAUGCCCUUUAUACUGUGUCAAAGGCUGAAGACUAUAUCAUUCUGACCUGUAUUUUUCCAGUUUGGUGUUCAACAAAUAAAGUCUAAAACAUUUAAACUUUAAGAAUGUCAAUCUUUGUCUCCUAUUUUCUCAAAUCUAUGUGUCAUUGAGUUAGGCUUAAAACCCUGUCAUUCUUAAGAAGCGAACUGUGCCAGUUGAAGUUGAAGAAAAAGAAAACGAAGGGAUUUGGGAAAUUCCCGUGAGUCAAAACUUGCACCAUUGUGUGCGUCCACAGACCACCACGGUAUGUGCGACAGUUUAGAACACUUGUCCAGUGCUGAACCACAUUUUGUUGUAACCGUUUAAUGGCAUGUUCACGAAACCAAGACGAGACAGAAUCUUGCGAUAGCUGAAUAUUCAUAGGCCGAGAGGAGUGCGCUGGCAACAACUUGGAGCUGACAUCUGCCUAACAAAUACGUCGUCCUCGACAUGAAGAAAAUAGGAGGAGCCCCCGAGCCCCAACCCCAGGAGAAGGAGGAGACUAAAGAAGCCCCGCACCCUUACCGCACGCCGAGCUACUGGGCUCUCUUUGAGGCUAUAGCUCAGGGGGACGCGGAGGUGGUGAAGGAAGUGCUGGACAGCAAGACGGACCCCCAGGAACUGCUCAGGAAAAAGGACCUGCAAGGCCUGACACCCCUGAAAAAGUCGGUCGUGAUGAGCAAAGCUGAGAUCGCCAGACUGCUGGUUCUAUACGGAGCUGAGCCCAGUGUGAGAGAUCCAAUCGGUAAGACGGCUCUGCACACGGCGGCCACACAGGGGUCACGUGAUCUGAUGGCGCCGCUCCUGGUGUCCCCAGACUCCAGUGUGAACGUUCAGGACUCGUUCGGCUGGACGCCGCUUCACUACGCUGUCCGGGGCAAGCACAAACAGGCGGUGGACUGGCUGCUCUUUCUGGGAGCAGACGUCAACAUCAAGAACAAUGAAGACAAGACCCCUGUAGAGAUGUGCCCGGCAGACAGCCCCAUGAUGUCAGUGCUCACCACACUGGAGACUCGGGAUCCGGAGGAAGAGCCGCUGAUGUGUCAGCUGCCAGAGGGCAAGACAAGGGUCAAGGUUUACUUCACGGUCUUUGAGGAACUCAGUCACAGCGAGCUGGUCAUGAAGAUCACGUCCAAGAGACGCUACCUUGGCGAGGUGCCGGUCCUCAUGUCUACCUUCAGCAAACAGAGCUACACCAACUACCUGGCCUGCGCGGAUCUGGACUUGAAGAACGAGGGUCAGUACGUGCUGGUCAAGCGUCCGGUGGUGUCCAUCUUGUACAAGGACGUGAGUGGAGUACUGUCCACUCCGGAUCACCCCAUGUUUAUGAUCAAUGUCCCGGAGGGUGUGUUGCCGCUUUGUCCCGAGGACUGGGAGCAGACGAGACGGGACAGGGCCAGACAGGAAGCAGACGAUCUCAUGACGCCAUUGUUACAACAGUAUGCCGACCGAAUGAAUAACCUUGUGGAAGAGGAAGACGCAGACAACACAAAACCGGAGGAAGAGGGAGGAGGAGGAGGGGAGGAGGAAGAUACAACCUCCACAGCCGGUCAGCCGGGUACGGAGGAGGGCAAGAUGGAGAAGAAAAACACAGGAGAGAACAAGAAUGAGAAUAAGAACCCAGUCAAGGACACGAACGACAACAAGAAGCAGUCGGAGGCCAAUGUCAAGUCCGGGAAAGAUUCUUCCGCUGGCGAGAAGAAGGGCGGAGGAAAGCACAAGGAGGAGGAAGAGGUAGAGGAGGAGGAGGAAGAAGAAGUGGAAGAGUGCGUGAUGGUAGAGGGACGAGAGGCGGACAGGUGUGAGGAUUUCUAUUACAUCAGCCGAGGCUGGGGGGUGUACCUCAAGGUCCAGCCAACGAUCGACCCGAGCCUCCUCCUAGAGCAGCCGGAACCAGGUCAGAGUGAGGAGGUCAGCGUGUUCCACUGCUGCACGGCCUUCUACACCGUCACUCACAGCAGCGGCCAACACCCGACACAGGACUGUAUGCUGCAGAUGCCCAAGACGCCGGACUUCAAGAAGACGGGCACCGUACUCGUUUUUAUGAGGAAAAAUCUGGGUCCAGAUGAGCAAGAGUUUCCCGAUCCUGACGACCUGGCAGAGGAAACCUUCCUGGCGGAGGACGGUAAAAGCAGCAAGUACAUCGGAGUCCAGUUGACGGUUGGCUCAGACAAGUGGGAGCCCGAGCUAGCCGGGGACAGUUCUGACGACAGCUCUGGUGAUGACGACGACGAUGAUGACGAUGAUGAUGAAGGCGAUGAUGGGGAAGACGGGGAGGAUGGAGGCGAGGCGGAGGAUGGGGAAGGGGGGCAAGGGGAGGAUGGUGGGGAGGCAGAGGACGGAGAGGGAGGAGGAGAAGAAGGAGAUGAAGAUGAUGGCGAGAAAAAGAAAAAGAAAAAAAAGAAGCAUCACAAAAAGCACAGGAAGACGUUGGUUGAGGAAGAAGAGGAAGGAGGGGAUGGAGAGAAGGGGGAGAACGAUGAGCGUGAGAAGAAAGUCAAAAUCGCCGCCGAAGGAGAGAGUGACGACGACAGCGACUCAACCAGCUACAAUGACGACGACGACAACAACAAUAGCAGCAGCAACAACAACAAACACCAGAUCGACAACAACAACAGCGCCAACACCAAGCAGUCACUCACCCCGGCAACCGGUAGCGGCCGACACGCCCCCAAGGUAGAGGAGCCGCCCCCGGGGGAAGAGGAAGAGGAAGAGGAGGAGGGAGAGGACGACCCACUCACCUUCCUGGCUCCAGAACAGAGGACUCUCUACUUGGAACCACCUGCUUGUGGUGAUAUGUGCCUUUGUGAAGGCUAGACCAGACGGUGACAACAGCUUUGACCUAGUUCUGGAGAUGGUCCAGCAAUCGGACCUGGCGGUGAGGGCCGAGGUGUGGCUAGGCCUGGGCUACAAGAUGGUCACAAAGACGGACGAGUUCCCCUCCAAGUCGGGCAGGCUUUUCUGCUUGAACAUGGUCGGGACGGUCUUCAUAGACGGGCCCAAUGGAUGUCUGCCGGCCCAAGGCAGGUCUGGGCAAGAAGGCCCAGGGGAAGAAGAAGGACGAGAAGGCGGCGGAGGUCCUGCCUGACCUCACCGUGGAGAUAGAGGCCUUCCCGUGCAAGCGGGCCGGGUCAAGGGUCAACGGCAAGGACGUCGUCAAGUGGAAGAUCUACCUCAACACGCCAGACGUGUGGUAUGACAGUCAUGUGGCACUCAGGGAAAGGGAUGAUUGUGAAGCGCUGGUUCGUGGACAACAUGGACUCAAAUGACCGCGGCAUCCUCCGACUGCUGCAUGUGCUGGCCGUGCUAGAGCUCACAGAGGUCCUGGACAAGUGUAUCAGUCUGCUCAAGAUCUACAAAGUGGAGCUACAGUCGGAGCAGAAGAAGCCGCGGUACCUCAAAAUGCUCUUCCACUGGGUGCAGGAAACGAAGAUGACGGAGCGUAGUCUGAUGAGGCUGAUAGAGCCGGAUAUCCUGCAGCCUAUCUCCGACAUCUACCUGCUCCUGCUGGCUAACCUCCUGCCGGGAGACGCGACCUUCGACCUCGGGGCCAGCAUGGAGGUGGAGGAGAACGUGCUGUACACGGUGGAGAAUGAGGAAAACAUUAUGGACCCCAGCUACAAACCUUUCCGGGUGCUGGUCAAGUCCCGGCAGAAGAACGACGAGCCGAUCCACUACAUCAUGCUGCUGGUUGAGAUGGUUAAACAGUUGGAGCUGCCAGAGGCGCGUGCCUUUGUGGUCAAGGAGACGCGCAAAUG
This is a messenger RNA of Aplysia californica (California sea hare), 4035 nucleotides long. RefSeq lists its product as uncharacterized. The record is from RefSeq and is a predicted model, not a curated record. Gene Ontology annotation, molecular function: protein binding. NCBI's taxonomy places the organism in Eukaryota, Metazoa, Mollusca, Gastropoda, Aplysiida, Aplysiidae.